UGGUACAACCCAAAAUAAUGUUGGUAAGCAUUUGUGACAGAAUGCGAAGAAAAGGCACUGGCGCAGAUUACUCGCCUGUUUCCUUUAAGCAGCAUGGAAGCAAAUUGUUAAAAGGUAAUCGUAAUCCAUCGGCUGUUCCUCAGCCAUACAUCUAUCCAUCGGUUUACCAUCAGCUGGCCGGAGGACCGACUAACUCCCAACCAAAGCAGAUGGCCCCGAAGAAGCGUAAUGCUCUUAUGCUGUUCGUAACGGAGUGGCAGAAUAAUAACUUCGAGGGUCUUAAAAUGACCAUAGAGCAGGCUGUGGCGCACUGCGGCGAGAUUUGGAAGGUAAUUACCACCAAGGAGCGGGUAUCUUACAACUCAGGAGCCAAGGAACGCAAUCAUAGGAUGGAACGCCACGAGUCCUACGGCCAGCCAGUCUCCCAGAUGCAGCAGGUCAAAGGAAAGGUGGACGAAAGUGAGAACCACAUGAAUACCACCAUCGAGAGCAUAUUAAUGGACGCCCAGAAGUCACAAGAUCUGGAGGACGUCAGGGCCUUGGGACCACCGAAGUCUAUGUGCCCGCGAGUACUCGCCUAAAGAUGGUGUCCGCUCCAUUUUCACCAUCCUGAAAGUCCCAUCUAAGAACAAGCCCGAGAUGUCCUGCACCAUUCGUCCACCACGCACAAUCUGCCACAGUGACCUAACGCUCUUGGUAGGAACGUGUACAGGUUGUAUCAAAAAAAUAUCCACUGCUCGAGUAAGAGCCAGGGUCACGAGCCAUGAACUGUGAUCAUAGUAAUAGUAAUGUGGUAAAUACUUGACCUUCCUAAUUGAAUGGGAAUGUGACUCUAAAGACGCAUUCGGAGUCAGAUCCUUGACAUUCUGUAUUAGCAAUAUCGAAUGUCACGAACCUGGAUCCUUUGACCUCCGCCUUCAGAGUGUUUCUCGUCCAAGAAGUUAGGAGGGCAUUUCCUUACCAUAUUGAUAUUGUUCAUCGGUGCGAUCACAGUUUGUGCCUUGGGUCCCUGGCUCUUGUUCAAGUAGUGAAUAUUUUUUUGGUACAGCUUGUACACGUUCACUCACUGACUGCGUUAGGUGGCAGCGGUAGAUUAUGCGUGGUUGAUGAAUGGUGUUGGGCAUCUCUGGCCCAUUAUCCUUGCUUGGGUCCCUGGCACUUCAACUCAUUUUAAAUUAUAUUAAUGGGUUUAACAUGUAGCCUUUCAUGCUUUCUUAAAAUAUGUAUGUUGAAUUAAACACCAGCACGAAAUAAAUAUAUAAUGUUUAGGAAA
Drosophila subpulchrella is the source of this 1273-nucleotide messenger RNA. Its product is annotated as protein maelstrom-like. The record is from RefSeq and is a predicted model, not a curated record. Gene Ontology annotation, molecular function: sequence-specific DNA binding. Gene Ontology annotation, biological process: negative regulation of DNA-templated transcription; male meiotic nuclear division; spermatogenesis. Lineage: Eukaryota; Metazoa; Arthropoda; Insecta; Diptera; Drosophilidae. The transcript is spliced from 6 exons. The coding region runs from base 18 to 581 and encodes 187 amino acids. Gene Ontology annotation, cellular component: nucleus; P granule.